Messenger RNA from Trifolium pratense (red clover), 417 nucleotides. Its product is annotated as LOB domain-containing protein 20-like. The record is from RefSeq and is a predicted model, not a curated record. Gene Ontology annotation, cellular component: nucleus. Gene Ontology annotation, biological process: hormone-mediated signaling pathway; positive regulation of DNA-templated transcription. The transcript is spliced from 3 exons. Lineage: Eukaryota; Viridiplantae; Streptophyta; Magnoliopsida; Fabales; Fabaceae. Bases 1 to 417 code for a protein of 138 amino acids.
AUGGCUGAGUCACAAGGUGGUGAUGUUAGUUCGGGAACUAGGCGCAAACAAGGUGCAGCUAGCUUUGCGGCUGUGCACAAAGUGUUUGAUGCUAACAAUGUGUCGAAGCUCUUGUCCAAUGUUUCAACAAACCACCACCACGAAGCAGUGGCUACUAUAUCCUAUGAGGCUCAGACUAGGCUAUCUGAUCAGGUUUAUGGUUAUGUGUCCACCAUUCUUGCUUUGCAGCAACAGGUGGCAGCAAAAGCGGAGAUCUCAAUGAUGGAAACUGAGCUGAUGAAAAGAGGAUUUACAUGUGAAAAUGCUCUUCAAACAACACCCCAGCAGCAGCCUCAGAUGUUACAUCAGCCAAACUUCAACGUAGCAGUGCAGCCAGUAUAUUCCAACAAUUCAUAUGGUUGCACCAACACCUCAUGA